AAUAGCGAUUGAGUUUUUUUAUGACGUAACAAUACUAUUCUUGUUUGGCAAAAAGAAGAAAAAUAAAAAAAAUAAUACUAUACUCCUUUUUCCGUGGUAUGUAGUUUAAGGAAAGAUUUUUUUUCCGUUGCGUAAUAAAUGAAGUGAGAGGAUGAUCAAGGAAAAUAGAUGAGCAACAAUCGUUUUAAGGAAAGAUCCCUAAUCAGUUUGCGUCAAAACCAAAUUACCAACCCAAAGUUCAGAAAACCUCUCAAAUUCACCUCUCUGGCCGCACUGUCUCCGCUAUACAAUCACUCGCUUCCUGCCGGAGGUCAACCACGUACUCUACGCUCCCAACCUGUCGUCAACAUAACGAGCGAGAAGAUGCACGGCACAUUUUGGAAGUACGGGGCGCGCAAGUCAGAUCUGCAUCAGCACGAACAAAGACGCGCGCGGUUCGACGAUAUCUUCAACGCCGGGGUCGCUGUCGAACACCAUUCGGGAUUCAGGCCGACAGAUAUCUGAUCGCCUUGCACUACCAGCAGGCGAAGGUCGGCAAGAAAUUUGACUCAGAGGAAGAAGAUUCUGGGUCUUCUGGGAAAAGAAAGUUACGGGUCAAAAUAUCGAUUGAAGAAUGCAGGAAGAUUUCAAUAGCGUUUAAAACUCCUAUGCUAUCAAUAU
Molecule: messenger RNA, 660 nt
Organism: Striga asiatica
Lineage: Eukaryota; Viridiplantae; Streptophyta; Magnoliopsida; Lamiales; Orobanchaceae
Source: the annotation of a GenBank genome assembly